Molecule: messenger RNA, 1570 nt
Organism: Amaranthus tricolor (Joseph's coat)
Lineage: Eukaryota; Viridiplantae; Streptophyta; Magnoliopsida; Caryophyllales; Amaranthaceae
Product: NAD(P)H-quinone oxidoreductase subunit K, chloroplastic-like
Exons: 2
Coding region: 465-1319 (284 amino acids)
Biological process (GO): electron transport coupled proton transport; aerobic respiration
Molecular function (GO): quinone binding; 4 iron, 4 sulfur cluster binding; NADH dehydrogenase (ubiquinone) activity
Source: RefSeq, a predicted model, not a curated record
UGACCUUAAAUCUUUGUGUACUGACUCCUAAUCGAAGUGUUUGGAAUUCACAAGUAAAAGCAAUCAUUUUAUCUACUAAUAGUGGCCAAAUCGGCGUAUUAAAAGACCAUGCCGCUACUGCGACAGCCGUAGAUAUAGGUGUUUUAAGAAUGUUAGGCCUUGACGACCAAUGGUCAACAAUGGCUCUGAUGGGCGGUUUUGCUAGAAUAAGCAAUAAUCAGAUUACUAUUUUAGUAAAUGAUGCUGAGAAGGGUAGUGACAUUGAUCCACAAGAAGCUCAGGAAACUCUUGAAAUAGCAGAAGCUAACUUGAAGAAGGCGGAAGGAAAGAGACAAUUAAUUGAAGCAAAUCUAGCUCUCAGACGAGCUAGGACACGAGUAGAGGCUCGCAAUACAAUUUCGUAAGCUGUUGGUGCGUCCGAAUAAUCAAAAGAAGUUCCCUUGUCGGUAGAAUCUAUAUAUAGAAUGCAACGAAAAAAAAAAAAUAAGAUUGAAACAGUUAUGAAUUCCAUUGAGUUUCCACUACUUGAUCGAAUAGCCCAAAAUUCAGUUAUUUCAACUACAUCAAAUGAUCUUUCAAAUUGGUCAAGGCUCUCGAGUUUAUGGCCGCUUCUCUACGGUACCAGUUGUUGCUUCAUUGAAUUUGCUUCAUUAAUAGGCUCGCGAUUCGACUUUGAUCGUUAUGGACUGGUACCCAGAUCGAGCCCUAGACAAGCGGACCUAAUUUUAACAGCAGGUACCGUAACAAUGAAAAUGGCACCUUCUUUAGUGAGAUUAUAUGAGCAAAUGCCUGAACCAAAAUAUGUUAUUGCUAUGGGAGCAUGUACAAUUACAGGAGGGAUGUUCAGUACCGAUUCUUAUAGUACUGUUCGAGGGGUCGAUAAACUAAUUCCUGUGGAUGUCUAUUUGCCGGGCUGCCCCCCUAAACCAGAAGCAGUUAUAGAUGCUAUAACAAAGCUUCGUAAAAAAAUAUCUCGGGAAAUCUAUGAAGAUAGAAUUAAGUCUCAACAGAAGAAUCGAUCACCAGGCGGGCUGUUAGCUAGUGUGUAUCAUCUUACGAGAAUAGAAUACGGUGUGGAUCAACCAGAAGAAGUAUGCAUAAAAGUAUUUGCUUCAAGGAGGAAUCCUAGAAUUCCGUCCGUUUUCUGGGUUUGGAAAAGCGCGGAUUUUCAAGAACGGGAAUCUUAUGAUAUGUUGGGAAUCUCCUAUGAUAAUCAUCCACGCUUGAAACGUAUUUUAAUGCCUGAAAGUUGGAUAGGAUGGCCCCUACGUAAGGAUUAUAUUGUCCCCAAUUUUUAUGAAAUACAAGAUGCUUAUUGAAUGGUAAGGAAUUUAUUUUCACUUCUACGACAUAAAGACUUUUUAUAUUAUAUAUGUUCUGCUCUAGAUUAAAUAGAGUAACUGAUGUCCCGCAGGUAUUCUAUAUAUGGAAUAUGGAUAGAUAAAAAAAUAAAAGACAAGUCACGAAUUCAUUGAGAUUUGAAAAAGUUUUCUUUUGGAUGAGCUAAGAACCGAUAGAAUGAACUAAAAAGUUAUGUAUUAUGAACUUUGUACCGCGUAUCCAUCAAUUA